Messenger RNA from Oncorhynchus keta (chum salmon), 1789 nucleotides. RefSeq names its product TSC22 domain family protein 1-like. The coding region runs from base 644 to 1678 and encodes 344 amino acids. Gene Ontology annotation, biological process: regulation of transcription by RNA polymerase II. Lineage: Eukaryota; Metazoa; Chordata; Actinopteri; Salmoniformes; Salmonidae. The transcript is spliced from 5 exons. The record is from RefSeq and is a predicted model, not a curated record.
GGAGAGAGGAACUUCCGGGUUUAUGCAAGUUGUCAACAGUUUGCUGAAGAUAAAUAAACAUGUAGAUAGUGCGAGAGCAGAACGCUACCCUUGUUUUUCCCUGGAGAGAGAGAGAGACGGGAGAGUAAAAGACGGACAGACACCGCGGAAAGCACAAGUAGCUAGUUAAAACUAGAAUUGUAGGUUAGUUCCUGUAGUUAGUUUUAAGUCACUUGUCCCAGGCCAGCUAACAGAUAACUCCAGCCUGCUCUCCCUCUCCUCUACUGAUGCCUGUCUCUGUCGGGGCUCCAUGGAAGAGCUGCUAGUACAGGGCGGACCGGGACUGCAGCAGAUUCUCCUCACCCUUUUGCCCCAUGCCCUGAUCCAAGUACGGUCCCUGCUCAUCUCUCCGGUCCAACGGGAUAUUAUAACCGUGGGGUGAGCCUGGAAACGGGAGCUUACGGCCCGAUAGAGCUUGCGGUGAUUGGGCGAGGAGUAUUUUUCCAACUCUUUCUACAAUUUUUUUAUUUUUAUAAAAGUCUGAUUUUUAUAAAGUUGACAUUUUUAUUUAUCCCAACAUCCAACUGGUGAAGGUUAUGCAGCGCGUCUGUUCGGCUGUGAUGAGAUGUCGUCAUGUGAGUCAUAGAGGCGACCAUCAAACAAGAUGAGUGGAGGGAAGAAGAGGAGUGGCUUCCAGAUUACCAGUGUGACGUCAGACUACACUCAGAGCUCCGGGGAAGCCCCACCCCCUGCCCAGGCCUCUAGCCAAUCAAAUCCCUCCCCUCCAUCCUCCAGCCAAUCCACUGCUUCCUCCCAGCCUGGCCCCUUCCACCAGCAGGGAAGCACCUCCCAGCCGACGACUCCCCUCUCGCUGAGGAAAUGCAACUCCCAAGAUGCCACGGGACAGGGAUCCAGGUUCCGUGUCGUCCGAUUGGGCCAGGGCCACAGAGAACCCUAUCACCGGGGGCGAUGGACCUGCACCGACUUCCUGGAACGGGAGGAAGGGUUCGGGUUUAGACGGGUGAUUGACAGCAUGAGACACGCCCACUCUCUGGAGUCGCUUGAGGGGAUUGGUCUAGAGAGGGGAGGGGCUGCAGGCGGGCUGCUGGGGAACGUGCGUGCGCUCAGGACGGGACACCUUGUGCACUCUCAGGGUACCUCCCACUUGCUGGCCCAGCCAAUAGGGUCAGAUGGGGAGAGGUUUGGAGGGCUGAAGCCCCUCCUCCUCCACAGCGGCCCGUCCUCCCCCACACACCUGGACAGACUCCACUUACGAUUGGUCAACUCCACGCCUCCUCCACCCAGCCCCCGCCCACGCAACAUCCCCCCUCCUCUACGCCUGGAUGUGGACGCUACCGGGAGGUCCCUGUUGAGAGUGUCUAAUUCCCAGCCCAGCUCCCCCCUACAGGAUAGAGAUGGUGUGUUCCCACCCAGUUUGACACCCAUCCAGACUCCUUCGGGCUGGUCCAUGUUCGGCUCCGGGGGGGGCAUCCAUCUGCCGGGGGAUGACAGUGGGUCGAGCAGCAGCAUGAUCGCAAUAGACAACAAGAUAGAGCAGGCAAUGGACCUUGUAAAGACCCACCUGAUGCUGGCGGUCAGAGAGGAAGUGGAGUUGCUAUGGGAACAGAUUAAAGAACUAUCAGAAAGGAACGCCCAGCUGGAGAGAGAGAACUAUAUCCUGAGAACUCUGAGAGACUGACAACAGCAACAGCCAUGUUACGCUCCUGCAGUAGUCCUUCCAGAAUACAUACAGCAUUACUGAUUCUCUCUAACUGCAGAAAACAAGAAUAAAUAACUUACUUAAAACCUG